AUGGGCUCAGUACGACAGAUCAUUGCCGCUGUGCUUGCACUCGUGACUGCUGCUUUAGCUGCAACAGUCUGCAAUGGCAAAGAGGAAUAUUGCAACCGCAAAUACAGCAAUAUCACUCAGGUCGGUGCCCACGACAGUGCCUUCGUUGGCAUUCUUCCUAGCCAAAAUCAGUUCAUCCCGGUCAAGGAUCAGUUGAACUUGGGAGUGCGGUUCUUGCAAACCCAGUCACAUGACAAGGACGGGACUGUCGAGAUGUGCCAUACGAACUGUGAUCUGCUAGAUCAGGGCAGCUUCGAGUCGUACUUAAAGCCUAUCAAGACGUGGCUAGACAACAACCAGAACGAUGUCGUCACACUAUUAGUAGUUAACUAUGAUGACCUGCCGGCAUCGAAAUUUGGUGAUGUCUUCAAGGCAGUCGGGCUGGACAAGUACGCCUUUGUGCCAAAUGGGAAGAUCGAGAUGGACGAGUGGCCAACCCUUCAAGAGAUGAUCACGGCCGGCACACGGUUGGUGGUUUUUCUGGAUGAUCAUGCCGAUACAAAUUCUGUGCCAUACAUUCUCCCGGAAUGGGACUAUUACUUCGAAACUCCAUUCGGCGUGACAGACAAGAACUUCCCAGACUGCAGCUUGGACAGGCCAGCGAACUCUUCACCAGACGGCAAGCUUAUGCUUGUGAACCACUUCCUGAACAUAAAAGUGUUUGGAAUCAAGAUUCCAGCUCCUUUUGAAUCUCCCAAGACGAAUUCAGUGUCAUCCAUUGUUGCGCAGGCAGACCUCUGUACUGCGAAAUGGGGCCGGGAACCGCAAGUUAUUUUGGUUCGUCUCUCUAUCCCUUCAAAGCCCUUGCAAUUAAACAAGGUCUUUCUGCUCGAUUUCGUGAAUAUGGGUGAUGCGAUGGGUGCUCAGACAGCUCUCAACAAUGUGAAUUAA
Phaeoacremonium minimum UCRPA7 is the source of this 930-nucleotide messenger RNA. RefSeq names its product putative tat pathway signal sequence protein. Gene Ontology annotation, molecular function: phosphoric diester hydrolase activity. NCBI's taxonomy places the organism in Eukaryota, Fungi, Ascomycota, Sordariomycetes, Togniniales, Togniniaceae. The transcript has 3 exons. Gene Ontology annotation, biological process: lipid metabolic process. The record is from RefSeq and is a predicted model, not a curated record. Bases 1 to 930 code for a protein of 309 amino acids.